Molecule: messenger RNA, 1605 nt
Organism: Colletotrichum orchidophilum
Lineage: Eukaryota; Fungi; Ascomycota; Sordariomycetes; Glomerellales; Glomerellaceae
Product: eukaryotic aspartyl protease
Exons: 3
Coding region: 1-1605 (534 amino acids)
Biological process (GO): proteolysis
Molecular function (GO): aspartic-type endopeptidase activity
Source: RefSeq, a predicted model, not a curated record
AUGCGUUCUACCCUGGUCCUCGCCCAGCUUUCACUGUUUCUGACGUCUGUUCACGCAUUCUUUCCCUGGGACGUAUCUGAGCAUUGUGCAUUCGAAGGUGGCUGCAGUUCCACCAAGAGGGAGUUGAAGGAUCAAGAUGCCCUUGGAUCUGAUGCCGUUGAUGCCAUCAAGGCCAUCAACUUCCCUGGCUUCCGUGUUGGCCCACAAAUCACCAAGGAAUCUCUGACUGAAGAACCCGAAUCCGAACGAGUCGCCCGCGAGGUUCAAAGGCUUUCUCACAAGUAUGCUAGAUUCCAGUCGGCUGCUGUCCGACAGAGGGCAUCGAAGUCUAAGAGACAAAGCCUGUAUCGCAUUGUUACAGCGGCAGACACCACCCUCAAGAACGCAGCCAGCGUUGCUCAGGAUGGCACCGACUAUUCCUAUUUUGCCCAGGUCAAAUUAGGUUCCAAGGAGAAGCCCCUAUGGAUGCUCAUCGACACUGGAGCGGGUACUAGUUGGGUUAUGGGCAGCUCCUGCACAUCGUCGGCUUGCGAAAAGCACGGUUCGUACGGCCCUACCGACUCGGACACGUACAAACCGAACGGGGAGACAUUUGCUGUCGCCUACGGAUCGGGCUCAGUCAAAGGUGAUAAGAUCACCGAUACCGUUUCUUUUGCGGGCAUGAAAUUCGACUUCGAAUUCGGUGUGGCCAACGAGACCUCGGAUGAUUUCAACCACUUCCCUUUUGACGGCAUUCUGGGACUUUCCAUGGCAGGUGGAGAGACAGAGAAUUUCAUGCAAGUUGUCAAAAGUUCCGGCCAGCUCCCUGCCAACAUCUUCUGUGUGUACCUCAACAGAGCGGCGGAUGGACCCAACACGAGCGAGAUCAGCUUCGGUACAUGCAACCCCGAAAAAUACACUGGCAACUUCACGUACACCGGAGUUGGGAACAACAAUGGAGACUGGGCGAUCCCUCUGGAUGGCAUCCAGUACGAUGGUCAAAAGUCUGGCGCAGCUGGCAAGCUCGCUUAUGUCGACACCGGUACCUCUUACGUCUUUGGACCCCAGGACGACGUUGCUGCUUUUCACAAGAACAUUCCUGGAUCUUCCUCAGCUGACGGUACAACGUACAAGGUGCCGUGUGACAGCAAUAAGGAUGUAACAUACUCAUUCUCUGGUGUCAGUUAUGUUAUCUCUGCCAAGGACUGGAGAUCAAGCCCUGCCGCGGAUGGCACCUGCACCAGCAACAUCUACGGCCACGAGGUCGUUGCGGGAGCCUGGCUUUUGGGAGAUGUCUUUCUCAAAAACGUCUAUGCCGUAUUUGACAAGGACCAGAAACGCAUAGGAUUUGCAACCAGAGUUGACCCUCCACCAGUAACAACCACCGCAACCGCCUCGGCCACACCGGUGGUGGUUAACAACCCGGACCAAACUACUGUCGCGUCAGCCGCGCAGACGACUGGUCCCGCGCUUGGUCUCGGUGGGCACGAGACUGCCACAGGGAGCGCCGCCGCGCAGACGUCGCCGGCAGCUCAGUCAGGGGCUGCAUCAUACGCCUCCAUCACUCACGUCAAUGUGGCCGCCGCAGCAUUUUUCUGCUUGUUCGUCAUGUUGGAAUUCUUCUGA